CAAAAAACAAACGAAACGUAGAAGUAGAAAGAAAGAAAAAAGUGACUUGAUACCCAAACAAACAUCGUAAAAGUGUUUUUUCCUAAAAACCUGAAAUAAUUUGCUUCUUCACUGGAGGAGGCAUGUCUGAAAGAGUAAUCCUUAAUAAAAAUCAAGCACAAAUCGACGGAAUAUUAGACGGUUCUCAGAAGCUGUUACAAAUAUUAACAACAGAAAGUCGUCCAUCUAGUGAAUUCAACGAGUUUAUAACUCCUCUCCCAAACAUGGUGAUAGGAAGCGAUGGGCGCUUUGCCUAUACAAACCAUCUACUCAACCCUUAUGAAAGAGAACAUUGGUGGAUACCAAUGGAUCAUUGCUAUGCCAGACCGUGGAAUUGGCGCCCUGAAAGUACAUUUUUGCGCCCCACGAAGACGCUUUUUAUGCCGAAAGUACCGUCAAGCAGAAAAAAGACAACAAACCCCUUGGCGCCUAUACAGGAAUGUGAUGAUGUUGUAGACGUUGUUACAGAUAGUGAAGAACCUACACCAAUUUAUGAUAAAGUGAAAGCUAAACAUUUAAUGGAAGAAUGUGAGAAACAUGCAGCAAUGGCAAGAGUUGAUGAGGGUAAUGACGACUGGGAAGAAAGCGUUUCAAGGUUAGUUAGGCUUAACUGGACCACCACACAAAAUAGAUUAUUCAACGGAGUUGUCAGUAUUUUAAAUGCUGAUCACUUAGCACGUCUAGCACAUUCAAAUUCACAUAAUGAAGCUAUAGCCAGGAGAGUUACAAUUGAUAAAUCUGUAGAAAGAAUGCGACGAUUAAUGGCCACAGUUUCAUGGGAUCCUAAAUAUACACAGUGGUUGCAUCAAAUUUUAAUUGACCAUCUUAAUACCUCAUACCUGGCUGCAUAUCUUGAUAUACUUCAAACUCUUAGGUCCAAGUUACCAACAUUCGUUGAUAAAAUGAUGGGUGCCGCAAAUUCUAGUAAAUUAAGUAUUUUAAGUUACGAAACCCUCUUUCCCCUAUUGAAACGACCUUGGGAUCCUGUUGCCUUGAGCUUAAUGCAGGAUAAACCAAAAAAAUUACCCGGAAAUCCUGUCAUUGUGGUAGUACCAUCUACACCUAUUUCGUCAAAAAGAAUGUUAAAGUGGAUCAGUUUGUUGUCUAAUUUGGCCACCGUGAUUACAGUGCCUGCAAAUUACGGAGGCGGACUGCACAAGACGACUAUGAUGAAUUGUGUGGAUCAAAUGUUUGUUAUAACUAGAAACAAAAUCCAGGACAUCCGGCUGGAUUAUCCAGGAAGAAGUAUCGUUUUGGCCGGUUUUGGGUUUGGAGCAACUCUUGCAUUGCAAUUAGCUCAAGUCGAGCAAGUUUUAUGUGUCAUAAGUAUUGGUUUUUCACUUUUAACGGCUGAUGGUAAAAGAGGCGAACCCGAUGAUAAUUUAUUAGAAUUACAAUGUCCUGUUCUUUUUGUAAUUGGACAAUGUUCAAACACUUCCUUGCAAGAAGAUAUGGAAGAUUUAAGGGAAAGAAUGAGGGUGGAAACCGGGUUAAUUGUGGUUGGGAAUGCCGACGACAAUUUACGUGUGAGUAAGAAGAAGAGAAAAUCUGAGGGUAUAACUCAGAGCAUUGUUGACCGAUGUGUUGCUGAUGAAAUUGGGGAAUUUAUAAGUGGAGUAAUUUUGUCUCCAUACCCUCCACAACUUAGACAGUCUCCCACUAAUCUAACUACAGAGGGGCUUGUGUCCAAAAAAUUAAAAUCGGAAAGGAAGAGGUAUAAUUCUAAUACAAGUUCCAUUGACAGUGAGCCUCCAUCUCCAACUCCAAGGAUAAGUAGACCAGGUCAAAACAAUUCUCACUUGGGACGUCCACCUGGGUCGAAGUCCAAAGCAAAAAUGGAAGCUAAAUGGGCAGCGCAAGGUACCACCCCAUCUUCUCCUAGUAAUAGCCCUCCUCACUUAUCCAACACACCUGACACAUCUUCCAAUGACAGUAUCCUUACAGACAAAUUAUCUCUUAACAAUCCCGAUUCAUUCCCCGCCGUCAAAAAACUUAAAACUUUAAAACCAACAGUCGUAUCACCGGAAAAAGCUACAAUUAAUCAACACACUUCUUUAGCAAUAUCAAACCAAAAUACUGCAAAAGCCAUGGGACUGCAAAAUAGAUCAUUGUCCGGUUUGUUACAAGGCGACGUUUCAUCGUUAAUGCAAUCGAAGUCAAAUUCGUCGGGGAUCAGAGUUUUAGAAAAUGUGAAAAUAACGGGCGGUUUAAAUCCGAAAUUUUUCUCAAAUAACGGUAAGAUGAUAGAUAUGUCCAAAGUAUCAGUGAUUAAUCCAAAAUCAAAUAAUGUGAAUUCGUUAGUUUUGUUACCUGAUGGUAAAAUUAAGAGUUUUGCACCUAAUAUUAAAAUACCAGGAGGAAGAUACAUUACUUCAAAACGGCAAUUGUUGGGUAAUAGGCCACCAAAGUCUGUAAAAAAGGUGUCAUACAUUUCACAACCAAUGCAAACCAACCUAUCUCCUCCGACAAAUCUAACAAGUCAAGACAUCAUGAAUCUGCCUAUAAUAUUCGCAGACGAUAACCAAAUUCUAGACAACACUCUCACUCAAACAGUACCGUCAUCACCAAACUCAAAAAUACUUUCUGCCAACUCUGGUAGCAAGUUUAUGCUCAUAAAUAACAAACCAAGCAAUUUUAUCAUAUCUCCAAAUCCUAAAUCAACCAAUGUUACACAACCCGCGAAAGUUACACCAAAGUACACGAAAAUCAUCCUUUCAUCAAAAAGAACAACCGAACAAACACCUACGACCUCAAGCGUCGUGAAAAAAAUAACAAACUUGCCAUCGGAAAUAUCGGUUAGAAAAGUAAAUCCAAGUGAAACAUCAACAGCUAGCCAAAGUGAAGAAUUGGAUCUAGAAAAUGAAAUUGUGGCUAGUACUUUGUUCAAAAGGAAAGUUGAAGAUACUGAUGCUGAAGGUUUGGAGAUUGUUAGUAAUAAACCAGAAGAAGCACAAAUGUCCACUGAAGGAGAAUCCCUCAAAAGAACAGCGAAUGAAGCGAACAUUGAUAAUGAAGAUGAAAGCACGCCUAGUAAAGUUUCAAAAGUAGAAACCGCUUGAAUUAUUUAAAAACCAAAUAUGUAUAAUUUAGUUUGUUACAUGUUAAAUAGGUUUAUUUAUUAAAAAAUCAAAUUUUGAUA
This is a messenger RNA of Tribolium madens (black flour beetle), 3178 nucleotides long. RefSeq names its product KAT8 regulatory NSL complex subunit 3 (gene Rcd1). NCBI's taxonomy places the organism in Eukaryota, Metazoa, Arthropoda, Insecta, Coleoptera, Tenebrionidae. Gene Ontology annotation, biological process: positive regulation of transcription by RNA polymerase II. Gene Ontology annotation, cellular component: NSL complex. The record is from RefSeq and is a predicted model, not a curated record. The coding region runs from base 123 to 3098 and encodes 991 amino acids. The transcript has 11 exons.